CUUAUACCAGGAACAUGGCGAACACAGAGCUUUUGGCGAUUUAGUCGCGAAAUAAAGUUGACUAUACUCCCGCGUUGGCCUAUUGAUAGUAGGGUGGGUUUUGUUUCCGGGACAUCCUUUCUGAGUGUAACCAUCGCACAUGACACAUCUUCCAACAAGUUUCUGACGACAGCACACUUGUACGGCGGAAUCCAAAGGAAACCAUUGAAUACGAACCUAUAAAACAAGCAAGUAUGGGGAUCGGCACGGAUACCAAAAUCGGGUUCCCACAAGAUAACGAGGAAUCACCAUUGCUUGUGUCGAACCCGUCCCAGUCGACCACCAUCUGUGGAAGUUCCAGCGGCACAGACACUGAAGGCGACGUCGAGAAUGCAGCAGAUGAAUACUCUCCGAAGGCAACGAAGAGGUCAAUAACUGUCAUUAUCACGGCUUUAUUAAUCGGGGUUUUCAUUGCUAACGCCGAUGGGUCUCUACUUUUGGCUACCAAUGGCUGGAUUGCGUCUGAAUUCAAUGAUCUUGAGAAUGCAAGCUGGUUGGUGACGAGCUAUGUGUUGACGUUGUGUGCGGCACAACCCCUUUACAUCAAGCUCAGCGAUAUAUAUGGUCGAAGGACUAUGAUCUUGAUCGCGUAUAGUAUCUUUGGAAUUGGCUGUGCAAUUUGUGCCUUGGGCCAGUCCUUGCUAAUUGUAGUAGCUGGACGGAUUGUUUCUGGGAUAGGUGGGGCCGGUAUGGACUCCUUGGUAAAUAUCUUGAUCACAGAUCUGGUACCCCCGAGAGAUGUUGGGUCCUGGAGAAGCUAUGUGAAUAUUGUAGCUACAACUGGCCGUUCACUUGGUGGGCCAGUUGGUGGGUACCUGGCAGACACAGUUGGAUGGCGAUGGUCUUUCCUUGGACAAUGUCCCCUUACACUUCUUGCAAUCAUAUCAACAUACCUCCUUGUUCCCAAGCAAACCGCAACGCGGACAGGGGAUGUGAAGGAAGGGAGCAAGCUUGCACGGAUUGAUUUUGCUGGAGCAUUCUUGCUGGCGGCCACAAUCCUGUUCUUCCUUCUGCCACUUGAGAUUACAGGAGAGAAAAUACCUUGGACGCAUCCUUUUGUCCUGGGAUUAUUUGCGUCAUCCAUAACGAUGGGGGUUCUCUUCGUGGUCGUUGAGACUCAUUGGGCCAAAGAGCCGAUAUUCCCGCUCAACCUCCUCCGUUCUCGACAUGUCGUUAUCCCAGAUAUUCUUGUAUUUCUUCAAUUGGCUGCACAAUUAGGCAUGAUGUAUACAGUCCCUCUAUAUUUCCAAGUCACCCAGGACGCAUCGACUGCAGUUGCUGGAGCGCAUCUAUUUCCCGCCGUGACAGGCGUUGCUGUGGCAGGGCUCCUUUCGGGCUAUCUAAUAAAAAAGACUGGACGUUAUAAGGCGCUUCUUACAAUUGCCUCAGCCUGCGCAUCUAUAUCGUAUCUCCUCCUUAUUCUCCGCUGGCACGGCCAUACAAACUGGCUAGAGUCAUUAUAUGUUGUACCCGGAGGGUUUGGUAGUGGGAUGCUCAACUCAGCUGCCUUCGUCGCUCUCACAGCGACCAUCAACCGCGAUCAAAUAGCCAUGGCUGCCUCGACAUUUUUUCUAAGCGCCAAUGCAGGCAUGGCUGUUGGCAUGGCAUCUGCAAGUGCAGUUAUACAGAGUGGCCUAAGAAGUGGCCUAGAGGCGAGGCUGGGUGAUAUUCCAAAUAGAGCUCUGGUCAUCAAAAAAUCGAUGUCGAGCAUUGAUUACAUCCAGUCACUCGAGGGAGAUGUAAAGAGCAUCGUGAUCUAAACCUUGGGUUUGCAGUCACUGGAAUUUUCGUGAGCUUGCUUGUGGAAGAGGUUCAAAUAUAGUGGUCAUAAAAUCUUUAGUUGGCCAACAAUCGUAUCAAGUUUCGACGCCUGGGUACGGACAGGAAUGAAAGGUAGUCAAAUUAUGGCAAUGGGCAUACAGCAAGCAAUUCCUGGAAGCAUCACAUUUGGUAUCGGGAUCUCAGAGCCUCUAAUAUAAAAUGUAGAUCAAUAGAAUACAAGCCAUCAGCGUUUGCUAUUGUAUCGAGGAGCUUUCAUAAUACAUCGCCAAAAAAAAC
Messenger RNA from Pseudogymnoascus verrucosus, 2097 nucleotides. RefSeq lists its product as uncharacterized. Bases 234 to 1799 code for a protein of 521 amino acids. Gene Ontology annotation, molecular function: basic amino acid transmembrane transporter activity. NCBI's taxonomy places the organism in Eukaryota, Fungi, Ascomycota, Leotiomycetes, Thelebolales, Thelebolaceae. Gene Ontology annotation, biological process: basic amino acid transport; transmembrane transport. The record is from RefSeq and is a predicted model, not a curated record. Gene Ontology annotation, cellular component: fungal-type vacuole membrane. The transcript has 12 exons.